Messenger RNA from Tarenaya hassleriana, 1124 nucleotides. RefSeq names its product LOB domain-containing protein 12-like. Bases 11 to 964 code for a protein of 317 amino acids. The record is from RefSeq and is a predicted model, not a curated record. Lineage: Eukaryota; Viridiplantae; Streptophyta; Magnoliopsida; Brassicales; Cleomaceae. The transcript has 3 exons.
GCAAACGCCAAUGUCCGUCACUACGGGACGUCAGACGAGGAGGGAGAACGUUAACAAAGAUAACGCCGUUAACGUCAUCGUCUUGUUGAUACUAUCGAUUCUCGCCUCGGUGGUCAUGACGCUGAAAGGAUCGUCCUCCGGCGCCGGAAGCCAAGCGUGCGCCGUCUGCAAGUACCAACGCCGUCGCUGCAAAAAGGACUGCCUCCUCGCGCCAUAUUUUCCGGCGGAUCAGCCCAAAGUCUUCCAAAACGCUCACCGUCUCUUUGGCGUCUCCAAUAUCCAGAAGAUCCUCAAGGACGUCCCUCCCGAUCAACGUGAAGAGGCCGUCAAAUCCAUCAAAUACGAAUCUUUUAUCCGCUCUAGAUUCCCCGUCCACGGCUGCUGCGAAGUCAUCUGGCAUCUCAGGUAUCAGCUCCACCAUGCAACCGAGCAGCUCCGCCACAUCCACGGCCGGAUCGCAUCUCUCAAGGCCGACCAAUUCCGCGGCCAAACCUCUGAGAAACCGAACGAUCCUAUGCCAUAUCCGGACAAUUACUUAGCCGACGACAAUGCCUUCCCCUACAUGCCGAAUGAGUACAACGGCAAUUUCGAACCGGCGCUAGACAUGAAGCCGUUCGAUAUCAAAGCUCAUGAACACCACCACGUCAUGCAGUUACCUCACUACAACAAUUUCUACGAUCAUAACCAGAUCGAAAAUAAUAGUAACUAUAACGGAAAUAAUGAUUGUAUUGUUGAUGACAACAAUAACAAUACAAUAAUAAAUAAUCACCCCCUUAGUUUACAACAAAAUACUUUUGUUCAACACGAAAUCGAUGACACUCACGAUUACGAUGAGAUGUCAUUUGAUCCACUCGCAGAUGAUCGACAUUUGGCUUCCAAAGAAACUUGCGAGUCAAGUGCCGAAUCAUCAUGUUUCAACUUAACGACUAUGGAGCAAACGGAAGACAUAAGAACCUUUUUUUAACCUUUUUUUUUAUUUGCAACACAUUUAUUUGUUUACAAAUUUUUUUGAAAAAGAUGCCAAAACCGUAUCUUUACUAUUUCUCACGAAGACCGAUAGAAUUAGGUAUUUAUUCACAAUUUUUGUAUGUAAAUAAUUAUUUUGUUGCGGAAAAAUUACUUUG